UUCCCUUCUCCUUCCUCCCCACUAUUCUCUCCACCGUCACCCAUUAUUCACUUCCGGUCACCGGAUUAUUCAUCGACGACAAUGAGAUUUCAUCCAUGUCCAUGCACAUUGUCUACCCUUUCACCACAACAUGAUCAAGAACCUGAAUUAUCAGAUUCUCAAAGAAAUCAAUCUGAUUCAAAGUCUCUUUCUUCACUACCGAGUCUGCCUUCAGUUGCUUCGUUAACUUCGCAUUCCCAACCACCAUCAACCACCGCCAACUACCACUACAUCACCACUUUCAAAGCCCACACCUCCUCUAUAUUCUCCCUCGCCCUCACCGGAAAACACCUCCUCUCCGCCUCAUCUGAUGGCCAAAUCCGCAUAUGGCCUCGAGACCCUUCAUCGAUAUCAUCAUUAUCCCAGUCUCCACCACUUCCACCAAUCGCUUCCGGCGAAUCUUCUGUGAAAUCCAUGGUGGUUCACGGUGACAGAUUAUUUACCGGCCAUCAAGAUCAUAAAAUCCGCGUAUGGAAAUUAGACGAAAAACAAGAAACGAUCAAAUGUAUUGCGACGUUACCGACACUCAACGAUCGUCUCUUGAAGCUUGUGUUCGCGAAAAACUACGUUAAAAUACGGCGGCACCAGCGGUGCACGUGGGUGCAUCACGUGGAUGCUAUCUCGUCUCUGGCUUUAUCGAAUGACGGUUCAUUAAUAUACUCCGGUUCAUGGGACCGGACGUUCAAGGUGUGGCGGACGAUCGACUUCAAAUGCUUGGAAUCUGUAUGGAAUGCUCACGAUGACGCCAUUAAUGCCGUCGUGGUGUCUCAUGAUGGGUACGUUUACACCGGCUCAGCAGAUCGGAAAAUUAAGGUGUGGAAGAGACACGGCGGUGAGAGAAAACAUAAACUGGUGGAUACUUUGGAAAAACACAAAUCGGCAGUGAAUGCUUUGGCUUUAAGCACUGAUGGAUCUGUUUUAUAUUCCGGUGCGUGUGAUCGGUCGAUAAUUGUAUGGGAGAAAGCCGGUGGCUGCGGUGGCGAUGGGUGGCAGAUGGUGGUAGCUGGUGCACUUAGGGGGCAUACUAAGGCGAUUUUAUGUAUUACGGUGGUGGCGGAUGUGGUGUUUAGUGGGUCAGCGGACAAAACGAUUAGAGUAUGGAGGAGGGGUAUUGAUGGUAAAAGUUAUUGCUGUUUGGGUGUUUUGGAAGGGCAUAAAAGUCCAAUCAAAUGUUUGGCUGCUGCAGAGGAGGUUUGUACUUCUGGAAGCUCUGGUGGUACAUCUUAUCUAGUUUUUGGUGGGAGUUUGGAUUGUGAGAUAAAGAUGUGGAAAUUAUGGGUACCAUUUCUUUGAAUAUUAUUAUUCUUUGACCAAAUUUGUGUGAUUAUAAAUAUUUUCAGGAUUUACUUUAAAUCUUUUAAUGUUAAUAUGAGAGAUUGAGAGUGAUAUGUUUCUUUGGUAUUUUAUUAAUCAGUAAUAACGUAUUAACGAUUA
This is a messenger RNA of Lactuca sativa (garden lettuce), 1473 nucleotides long. Its product is annotated as protein JINGUBANG. The record is from RefSeq and is a predicted model, not a curated record. Lineage: Eukaryota; Viridiplantae; Streptophyta; Magnoliopsida; Asterales; Asteraceae. Gene Ontology annotation, molecular function: protein binding.